AUGGCUGAAACUUCGGAUCCGGUGUGUGUAGCGAUAGAUGAGCUAGGGGUAAGAAGAAGGGAAAAAGAACAAGCCCCCUCGAGGCGUGCGUCAAGAAGGGAACCCGCUUGCUCGGUCCGGACGAGCGAACCCGGCGUUUGUAGCAAUCGCAAAGUGGCACAGAGACGGAUGGCUGAGACUGACAGCGCCGUAUGCGGUGUCUGGGAGCGGCUGGAAGUGAAGGGAGGUCGCAGGGAGAGCAGGCUGGAAGGUCAAAUAGAAGGUCGUUGCUGGGCCACAAAGGGGAGAACGAGAGCGAAGAGACGAAGGGGGAAAGUUGAAGUUGGGAAACGAAGUCCUGUGUAUGCUUAUGUAAGCCUCCCGCGAAAAGGUGUUAGACUUUCUGGUAUUGGGGCGGUAUCAGGCGUUACCAGCAGGUGGCUAGAAAAAGCCGCUGAUACGCACUCGAUACACAAUUACCAGAAUUCAAUACUUUAUUCUCACCUCCUUCUUUGCUUUUGCUCCUUUUCCUCUCUCACGCUUCACCCUCCACAGCUUACUCCGUACAUAUCCUAA
Messenger RNA from Microsporum canis CBS 113480, 555 nucleotides. RefSeq lists its product as uncharacterized. NCBI's taxonomy places the organism in Eukaryota, Fungi, Ascomycota, Eurotiomycetes, Onygenales, Arthrodermataceae. The transcript has 2 exons. The record is from RefSeq and is a predicted model, not a curated record. The coding region runs from base 1 to 555 and encodes 184 amino acids.